AUGAGGCCCGCCUUAGCUCUCUUGCUCUCGACUGCUACGGGCCUCGUGGCUGCCCUGGGUCAGAAGCCUGUGGUAGCCUUCAAUGGCUCUGCUGGCGACUUCCAGAUAGCAGGAGGGUCCCUCUCGAGAGGCCAGAUCAUUGUCUCGGAGAAUGACUACUGGGGUGUCAUCAGAGCAGCCGGUGAUUUGGCCGUCGAUUUCGGCAGAGUGACCGGAACGAAUUAUACCCUUAGCACGGACUCGAGCAGUGUCUCGGCGGCGGUGUACAGUUUCAACCCUGUGAACAACAGGAAUAAUACAUUUUAUUCCACCACCGCACCAGAGAAUUUCACUGGCCCAGCCUAUUCAGCAGCCUCGCCCUCGUCAGUGGUGAUCAUAGCAGGCACCAUCGGCAACAACACUCUCAUCGACAGCCUCAUCACCUCAGGCGCUCUCGACGUAUCUAAUAUCACAGGGAGAUGGGAAUCCUUCCUCUCCCAGCUCGUAGCCAACCCGGCCCCUGGCGUAUCUCAGGCUCUCGUCAUCGCCGGCUCCGACCCGCGCGGCACCAUCUACGGCCUCUACGACGUCUCAGAGCAGAUAGGCGUGUCCCCAUGGUACUUCUGGGCCGACUCCCCGCCCCGACAGCGCUCGACCAUCUACGUGCCCGCCGGGACAUCCAAGGUGCAGGGUCCGCCCUCGGUCAAGUAUCGCGGCCUCUUCCUCAACGACGAGCAGCCGGGGCUGACGAACUGGGUGGCAACCAACUUUGCCGACGCCUUCAACGGCGCCGCUGGGUACGGCCCGGGCAUGUACGCGCACGUGCUGGAGCUCAUCCUGCGGCUGCGCGCCAACUACCUCUGGCCAGCGGUGUGGGCGUCCAUGUUCGAGGUCGACUUUGCCGAGAACCAGCCGCUGGCGGACGCGUACGAGGUGGUGUUGGGCAGCUCGCACACGGAACCGCUGAUGCGUGCGCAGAACGAGUUUGGAAAUUUCUACCCGGGGCCCUGGGCGUAUAACCUGAACAAUGCGACCAUCGACGAGUACUUUCGGUACGGCGUGCAGAGGGCAAAGCCGUAUGCGCGAAAUUCGCUGUGGACCAUGGGCAUGAGAGGCACAGGAGAUACGGCCAUCGAAGGGCUCGGGUCGGCUGCCAUUGUCGGCAUGCUGGAGACGCUGGUUCAGAACCAGCAGACCAUCAUCAGCCAGGGGCUGGACGGGGUCAACAUCUCGACGGUGCCACAGAUGUGGUGUCUGUACAAGGAGGUGCAGAAUUACUUCUUCGAGGGACUGCAGGUGCCCGAGGAUAUUACACUGCUGUGGGCCGACGACAACUGGGGCAACGUGAGGAGGUUCCCACUUAGCAACGAGACGAGCAGAGCGGGUGGUGCAGGCGUGUAUUACCACUUCGACUACGUGGGUGACCCCAGGGAUUACAAGUGGAUCAACACGGUGCAGUUGACCAAGACUGCUGAGCAGAUGCAUAUGGCCUAUGCCCGCGGUGCAGAUCGCAUCUGGAUCGUCAACGUGGGCGACCUAAAGCCUCUCGAGGUCCCCAUCAACCACUUCAUGGACAUGGCCUAUGACGCCGACCUGUGGGAUGUCUACAGCACCCAAGACUGGGCCACGGCAUGGGCGGCGCGUGAAUUCGGCUCCGAGACGGCCUCUGACGUCUCGAGCAUCAUGCUCCAGUACGGGAUGAUGGCCAACCGCCGGAAGUUCGAGCUCAUCGAGCCCGAGACAUAUUCCGUCCUCAACUACGACGAGGGCGACAGGGUGAUGGCACAGUGGGCCGAUCUGGAGUCUCGUGCGCAGACCAUCUACGACAGCCUAGACGCGAGCGAGCAGCCUGCCUUUUUCCAGAUGGUAUUGCACCCGAUCCAGGCCGGCAGCAUUGUGAACCAGAUCUAUAUCGGAGCCGAGAAGAACAUGCUGUAUGCCGGCCAGAAGAGAAACGCGGCCAACACUGUCAUGAUGAAUGUCAUUGCGCUGUCUGGCGCGGACGCCAACCUGACAGGCUAUUGGGAUAUGAUGCUGGACGGGAAGUGGGAGCAUAUACUGGACCAGACGCACGUUGGCUACGACGGCUACUGGCAGCAGCCCAUGCGGAACACCCUCCCCUCCAUGACUUAUGUCCAGUCUCAGCGCGUCUCCCUCGCUGGUCACGUCGGGAUCGGUGUCGAAGGACAAAACGCCACGGUCCAAGGUGAUGACCAGUGGCACACCAACAGUGACAACAACCUCACGGUGCCGGUGAUGGAACCCUAUGGCCCGAGCACGCGCUACUUCGAGGUCUUCUCGCGUGGCACCAAGAACUGCACAUGGACCGCAACGCCUCUGGCCAACUAUGUCAGUCUGUCGCAGACUACUGGCAGCGUAAGUCCUGAUGGCAGCGGUGAUACGCGCGUGUACAUCAGCGUCGAUUGGGCCAACGCCCCUGCCGCACCUAGCACAACGACAGUCAAUAUCAACGUGACCAACAGCUGCCGAGGUCUGGACAAGUAUGCCUACUCGCUUCCGCUGGUCCAGGUGCCCGUGUCCAACCACGUCCCGGCGCCGAGCUUCAUCGCAGGCUUCGUCGAGUCUGACAAGCACGUCGCCAUCGACGCACCCAGCUACCAAGCCAUCGUGCCAGGUGCUUCAUCAGGCGCAACAGUGAUCAACGGCUCCUCCGCCGGCAAUGUGACAUACCAGACCUUCAAGGGCCUCUCCCGAACGGGCGAUGCAGUCGGCCUGAUCCCGCAGGACACGGAGAAAUUGACCACCGACCAGGCGCCUGCUCUUGAAUACCAGCUGUACCUCUUCACCAACACAUCCCAGGCCAACGUGACAGUCUGGAUCAGCCCGAGCCAGAACUACCUGGGCGACGGCAACCCGCUUCAAUACGCCAUCGCGCUGUUCCCCGCAGGCGACACGCCCAACAACGUCACGGUGGUGUCGCCUGUUGGGCCUAGCAUCGGCACCAACAUGCCUGCUGGCUGGGGAUAUGCCGUAGCAGACGGCGUCUGGGGCAAGACGACGAACCUCACGACGACGAGCUUCGACGUCCCACAGGAGGGCGCCUACACACUGAGGAUCUGGGCGCUGAUGCCCAGUGUCAUCGUGCAAAAGAUCAUCGUGGAUCUGGGCGGUGUGAGGCCGAGCUACCUUGGCCCACCACAGAGCUUCCUGGUGGGCAAGGAUCAGCUAGGGGAAUAUAACGGGACGAGCGUCUUGUAG
Messenger RNA from Cryphonectria parasitica EP155, 3198 nucleotides. RefSeq lists its product as uncharacterized. The transcript is spliced from 5 exons. Bases 1 to 3198 code for a protein of 1065 amino acids. The record is from RefSeq and is a predicted model, not a curated record. NCBI's taxonomy places the organism in Eukaryota, Fungi, Ascomycota, Sordariomycetes, Diaporthales, Cryphonectriaceae.